CGUAUAUAAGCAUCGGCAUUAUCAAUUCACGACCAAUACAUUGCCGGCAGUCAGAGCGCUCGCACAAUCUUAAAAAUCAAACUUGGAAUACUAUUUUUUUAGUUGUGUCAGUGGUUAGGUUGUUUGUAACUCCUGACGUCACAGGACUUAAACUUCAAGAUGAAGGUCCUAUUAUUAUGUUUGGCCUUUGCGGCUAUAAGUCUCGCUAUGCCAGUGGCUGAAGAGAAACCAGAUACCCCUGAAGCUUCAGCAACUGUUGCUUCACCUAAGGCUGAUGAAGUAACUGCUGCUGCUGCUGCUGCUGCCCCAGAAGAAAAGAAACCAGAAGCAGUAGAAGCAAAAGAUGAGACUAAAUCUUUAGAUGCUAAAGCUGAUAGUCCACCGGAAGAGCCGAAACCGGCGGAAGAUAAAUCUGCUGCUGCACCUGAAAAGAAAUCAGAGGAAAAAGCUUCGGAAGAUAAACCGGCACCAGCAGAAUCGGAAAAGAAAGACGCGGAUGUAGCUAAACCAGAAGAGAAACGUGAUGAACCUGAAUCUAAACCAACUGAGCAAGCAACUGUAAAACAGGUCACCGACAAUAAAGCUAAAUCUGCAGACGCUGCUGAUGUUUCAGCUGCAAUAAUUCCCACUCCAGAAAAGAAAAUUGAUUUGCCAGCUAAAAGCGCAGACCCUGUUCCACAAGAAAAGAAGGGAGACGCUCCCGCCACUCCAGUUGCUGCUGAUGCAGCUUCAGCGCCAGAAAACCCACCUGCAGAAGUAAAGUCUGAUGCUAAAACUGAUGAUUCCAAACCCGCAUCUGAAGCCAAGGCAGCUGACGCUGCUUCUACUCCAGUCGAUGACAAGCUUCGUGUUGUCCGUGACACAGUUGAUGAUAAACCUAAGGUAGAAGAGGCACCCAAAGCACCAAAGGAAGCCGAGGCCAAAGAAAAAGCUGAUGCUCCUAAAGACACAGAAACUUCAAAAGAAAAGUCUCCUGAAAAAGAAAACUCCAGUGAGCCUCCUAAAACUGAAGAGGCUAAAGAAAGCAAACCAGAAAAAACCAGCGAACCCUCCAAAGAUGCACCAGCCCCAGCGGAGCCUGCUGAACAGGCCGACGCCCCAAAACCUGAUGCUAAAUCUGAUGCCAAACCUGAAGACGUAACAGAGAAUGCCCGUGAAUCCAAAGACAGCUCCGAGGAAAGCAACGAAAGUGGUGAAAAGAAGGACGACACUGAUUCGAACUCGUCUGAAGAAAGCUCAGAGAAGCCAUAAAAUAAUAUGAAAUAGUAGCGCAAAGCGGCGGGCGUGUGUCGACGGCCCUCGACACGCGCCCCCCGCCUGUAGCAUCGCUGCCGCCUGUCGCCUGCUACCUGCGCCAACCCACGUGUAUGUGAUGCGUGCCCCAAGUGAGUGUGAGUGGUGACUGUGACAGUCGCACUGUCGCGUUCGCGUGAAUCAUUCCGACUGUUUACUAGAAGACCUAGAGACUUAUUUAAAUAGCCAAAUCGAAAAAUUACCUGCAUUGUAAUUAUUAUUUCUGAAAUUAAAUUAUCGAAUUUCCGGUAGGUACUAUAAGUAAUAAAAUAUGUUUUGUAAUAA
Molecule: messenger RNA, 1578 nt
Organism: Galleria mellonella (greater wax moth)
Lineage: Eukaryota; Metazoa; Arthropoda; Insecta; Lepidoptera; Pyralidae
Product: nucleolar protein dao-5
Exons: 2
Coding region: 160-1251 (363 amino acids)
Source: RefSeq, a predicted model, not a curated record